AUGUAUCGUAAAUCAACGACUGUUAAAAGUGUUCGACAAAUACCCGCAAACAAUACACAGCGUCAUACGACUACAGAUGAAAAACCAAGAAGCAAACAUCCAGUUAUUCGAGAGACACUUAGUGAAUCGUAUCGUUUAGUUUGGCUAGCUAAAGAUGAAACGAAUAAUAUAAUCCCAGUAGCAAAUGUUCGAAGUGUUGUCAAUGAUUUUAAACACUUUCAAGAUGCUAAACAAUGUAUCGAAUAUUUAAAACAAUCUGAAAAUACGAUAUUCCUUGUUUGCUCAGAGAAAUUCGGACCAUUAAUUGUUCCAGAAGUUUAUCAAUUGAAACAUAUUUGGUCUAUUCACAUUUACAAUAAUGAUAUACAAAAUGACCCGCACUUUGUUCACUCGUAUAGUCAAGUUAAAAUUAUUUUCGCUAAAACCAGUCACUUGUUAGAAUCUUUAACAAAAGACGUUCAACAGUAUUUAAAACACGAGAAAUUUGCAGCCGUCAUGGGCACUGAAAGUCAGGGUAAUACAGCGGAAUGGUGUUAUGAUUGGUGGUCACGUUACAUUCAUCUUCUUUGUUAUCUUCCUUAUCCAGAAGAUUAUCGACUUCAAAUUAUUCCUUUAUUGAGAGAUUACUACAGCGGAGUAUCAUCAAAAUUGACUAUUGUCGAUGAAUUGGAAAAGAAUUAUAAAUCAGAGACUGUUAUUUGGUGGUAUACACGUGCAACAUUCUUCUGUGAACUGUUAAACAGAGCAUGUCGGCAGCAUAACAUUGAAUUAUUGUUCUUAUUUGGAUCAUACGUUCAAGAUAUUUAUCAGCAAUUAAAGAAGGAAAAUGAUGCUUUUAAAGAAAAACGAUCCUCGGAAAAGUCCAAAAUGCUUGUUUACCGUGGACAAGUGAUGCCAACGUAUGAAUUCAACCAUCACAUAGCUAGUAGUGUGAUGAAUAAUUCUCUAUUAUCAACAAGUCUUAAUCGUAAGAAAGCAAUCGAAUUUGUUGGUUUUGCAACUAUGAAAGAUGAUUACAUUCGAGCUUUGUUUGAAAUCGAAAUUGAUUUGAACGAAAUUACACGUCCUUAUGCGUUGAUCUCACACUUGAGUGAUAUUCCGGAUGAAGAAGAAGUUUUAUUUAUGAUUGCAACUGAUUUUCGAGUUCAACCAGAUUCCUUAGAGUACAAUGAAGAAGAUAAAGUCUGGGUGAAGAAACUCCGUUUAUACAAUUAUCAUGAAAUCAAUGAUAUAAAUAAGUUUGAUACAACCAUCACAGAAAGAAGACUUAAAGAUUGCGUGAAUGAUUUAUUUGAUGAAAACCAAACGAGUAAGCCCAUGUUUGAUGAUGCAAUGAUGAUUUUCGAGAAAUUAAAUGAAAUUUGUCCAACAAAAAAAUGGAUAAAAGCAAUAAAACAUCGCUAUAUAGCGGUAAAACAUCACUCGACAAUAACAGACUGGGAUCUUCGCAUUAGACACGAUCCAUCAGCAGCUAUAAAAAACUACAAUGACGCUUUAAAAUUCUGUUUAAAGAUGGAUAUUAAAACAAAUGGAAAUGAAAAAGAACAAGAUUAUGCUGAAUUUAUCAAAUGUAAACAAUUAUCUGGAGAAAAUAUGUUGAAAUACACAUCAUUGAACGAUUCAUCGUUUCGCGAUCGUUUAAUGGAACCUGGUUGGAUUUAUGCAUCAAACCGUAAAUACGAUGAAGCUUUGAAUAUAUAUGAACAUGUGAUAGAUAUCUACCUGAAAGAAUCGAAAUUAGAUUAUGAUUGGAUUAUUCGAAAGGUUUCUGACGUAAUUGAGAUUUAUACUACGCAAAAAAAUGAUUAUAAUUCAGCAUUAAAAUAUCAAUUGAUCAAACAUGAAUGUACAUUAAAACAAAAUCAAGCAAAUUUGACUGACAGUUAUGAUACAUCACAGCGAAAAAAGCGUUAUAUUGCUGAUGAACAAGUUGAAUUAGCAGAUUUAUACACAAAAUUGCAUUUCUACAAAGAAGCGUAUGAACUCUAUGGUGCAGCACUGAAAUUACGACAAGAAUUAUCAGAUAGGUUCGUUCGUCACGAAGAGAUACAAGACAUUCAAGAGAAAAUUGAAUCCAUUCGAAACAAUAUAGAAUCAUAA
This is a messenger RNA of Adineta ricciae, 2100 nucleotides long. Lineage: Eukaryota; Metazoa; Rotifera; Eurotatoria; Adinetida; Adinetidae. The record is from the annotation of a GenBank genome assembly.